Messenger RNA from Diospyros lotus (date-plum), 1828 nucleotides. RefSeq lists its product as uncharacterized. Gene Ontology annotation, cellular component: membrane. Bases 341 to 1549 code for a protein of 402 amino acids. Lineage: Eukaryota; Viridiplantae; Streptophyta; Magnoliopsida; Ericales; Ebenaceae. The transcript has 2 exons. Gene Ontology annotation, biological process: N-acetylglucosamine metabolic process; protein N-linked glycosylation. Gene Ontology annotation, molecular function: beta-1,4-mannosylglycoprotein 4-beta-N-acetylglucosaminyltransferase activity. The record is from RefSeq and is a predicted model, not a curated record.
GAGAGAGAGAGAGAGAAGUGGGGUAGAAGACAAGAGAAACGGCUUCCUUCUUUAUGCUCUUUCAUUGUGGUGUUUACAACUGCCACCCAUUAGCCAGAGAGGCACAACUCAGCGUCCCUCUUUCUAUCCCUCUCUCUCUCCCUCUCUCUCUCUAAACCCCGUUCACUUCUAUUUUUUCAUUCUUUGAUUGUUUGUUUGAUUUCUUCGCCCUUUUGGGUUUUUGGAUUUGGUUCGUUGCGACUGCCCGAUUUUCCCGUUGGGGGAUUGCGUCUUCGGCAGCGAUUCCGGUUUGAUCCGGAGUUUCUUCGGCGGCUGCGAUAAAUUUGGGGAGGAAGAGAGAAUGUGGAGUACGUCGAGGUUUCUCGAGAGAGUGUAUUUGAUGGCGGAAGGAGGAUCUCAUUACUGUUCUAAAAAGACGGACGAUAUCUGCGGCGACGGCUGCGAUGAGGAAUCUGGCAGAACGUUGAGCAUGUCAAGACUGCGAUGUUUUCUGCGGGGGAUGGAUUUGAAAACUUACAUCUUUCUAUUUGUUAUGGUCCCGACAUGCAUCUUUGUUGCAUAUGUGCAUGGGCAAAAGAUCUCAUACUUCUUGAGGCCCUUGUGGGAAUCCCCGCCUAAGCCCUUCAAUGAAAUCCCUCACUAUUAUCACGAGAAUGUGUCAAUGGAGAAACUCUGUAAACUUCAUGGGUGGGGGAUUCGUGAGUACCCACGGCGUGUUUUUGAUGCGGUGUUGUUCAGUAACGAGCUUGAGAUUCUAACAUUAAGAUGGAAAGAACUGUACCCCUAUGUGACGGGGUUUGUUCUUCUUGAGUCAAACUCAACCUUCACUGGAUUUCCAAAGCCUUUGACUUUUGAGAAAAGCAGAGAUCAGUUUAAAUUUGUUGAGUCACGGUUGACAUAUGGAAAAAUUCCAGGGAGAUUUAGGAGGGGGGAAAACCCAUUCAUUGAGGAGGCAUAUCAGCGACUAGCGUUGGAUCAUCUCCUCAAACUAGCUGGCAUUACAGAUGAUGACUUGUUGAUAAUGUCAGAUGUUGAUGAGAUACCAAGCAGGCACACCAUCAAUCUCCUGAGGUGGUGUGACGACAUACCUCCAAUCCUCCAUCUCCGAUUGAAGAACUAUCUGUACUCCUUCGAAUUUUUGGUGGAUAAUAACAGCUGGAGGGCUUCAGUCCACCAGUAUCAGUCUGGUAAGACGAGGUAUGCACAUUACCGCCAGUCCAAUGUCAUUUUGGCUGAUUCAGGUUGGCAUUGUAGCUUCUGUUUCCGUCAUAUCAAUGAGUUCAUAUUCAAAAUGAAAGCUUACAGCCAUUUUGACAGAGUGAGAUUCUCUCGUUACUUGAACCCUAAAAGAGUUCAAAAAGUGAUCUGCAAAGGGGCUGAUCUAUUUGAUAUGCUACCGGAGGAGUACACUUUCAAGGAAAUUAUCGGGAAAAUGGGACCGAUUCCCCACUCCUAUUCGGCUGUUCAUCUUCCUUCGUAUCUUUUGGAAAACGCCGAUAAGUACAAAUUUCUCUUGCCUGGCAAUUGCAUGAGAGAAGAAAGUGGCUGAGUGCAGUGAGUGCCGAUGUAUGUCUCUGUAAAGGUUGAAGGUGCCGCUGGGCGCUACUCCUCAGGAAGAGCUUCGCUGAUGAUUGCAGGGGUUGCCAUUACAGCUCUACUCCAUGUCCGUCAAUAUUUAUGUCAAUUCUUUUCAGGAAUGUUUGAAAAUAGGAUGAAUUCUUGGAUUUUGUAGGAUGAAAUUUGUAUAUAGCUUACUCCUUAGAGUUGGUUUUCGUCUGAUGAGGUGAAACAUAUCUAUUUGUUCAACGGGGAGCUUAUUUGUGACUUU